Messenger RNA from Bathycoccus prasinos, 870 nucleotides. RefSeq lists its product with no specific name. The coding region runs from base 1 to 870 and encodes 289 amino acids. The record is from RefSeq and is a predicted model, not a curated record. The transcript has a single exon. Lineage: Eukaryota; Viridiplantae; Chlorophyta; Mamiellophyceae; Mamiellales; Bathycoccaceae.
AUGAGCAGUUUUGCAAUCUUUCCCGGGAAUGCGAGAGUUAUGACUGCAUCAUCUGCGACGCAAUCAUCAUCAUCUGCGGGGGUAUCCUCGAGAGGAGCGUUUCAUCGUCUUGAGCAUCGUCAUCGUCAUCGCGCGAAGAGGAGGAAAAGGAGAGUGUUUGCAAAAGCGGAAGAAGAAUCGUUCUUCGAGAAGUUGAAUCCAUUCAAGAAGAAGGAGAAUGCAUUAACCACCACCGAACGAGAACAACAGAUGAAUAUGAAUAACAGAAAGAAUAAAAAGAACGAACUGAUUAACUCGACGCAGCGAGAACAACUCUUCGGGAAAGGUUUAAUGGGGCGAGUAGCGACUGGUGUGAUUAACAAUCUCGCGGGUCAACUCGCUGAAGGGAUGUCCGAGAUGCGAACGAACGUAGAGGACGCGUACGAAAUCGCGAGGAGUAAGUGCGAAAAGGACGGGAAGUUGAGAGAAGCUUUAGGCGGCGAGGACGUAAUCGUUGGACCGGUUACGACGCAAAUGAGCAACUCGAUGAACGUCAACGGGAAAAGGACGGACGUGACGAGGAUUGGGAUGAUCGCUUCGUCCUCGAGCGGUAACAAAGUAGCCUCGAUCGCAGUCACCAUGGAAUCGGUCACGACCGGGAAGAAAAACGUCACCGUCGUCGCCACUUUAAGAAACGGAGAAAGUUUUGAAGUCGACGGCGUCGGGGGAGGAGGGGUUGGUCGAAACGUCGACGUCGUGAUUGACGCAAACGGGACGAAUACUAGAAACGACGACGACGAGGAUUUCUUCGAAGGAGGGGAAAUCAUCGAGGCAUCCUUCGACGACGCCUCCUCGUCAUCAUCCGGGAACGAUAACGGAAACGACGAAUAA